CUUUGUCUCUCUUUCGAUUUCCUCCAGCACACCCUCAUACUUUCUUUCCCUCUUGGUUUGACUUUCGUCAUCCAGGACUGCAAACGUAUCUUCACAUGCCUCUAGCCGUUAAAAUUGGACCAAGCAGACAUUCUGUGUCCCUCCAGCCAUGCCUCGUCAACACAGACUCGGAACCGGUCUUUGUAUCCUCGGAACAUUUUGAAGGCUACAUCACAGUCAGGAUCCGCAACCAUCGCCCAGCUUCUCCCAAAGACGGCUCCCAAACCUGCUCGUACUUCGAUGACCGCUCCAGGCUCUUUUCUUUGCAGUGGCAAGGCCGGUUCAUGGCGACAAACUGUGUACGUCAUGACAAAUUGUGGAGCGCAAACGAUGUUCUAUUUGUUGCCGAGGUGGAGAAGGGUGUGAAACUACCAAUAGGAUUGCCAAUCGCGGUGAGAUUUGUACGCUUGAUCGACCCAUCUUUUAUCGCAGAUGCAAUCAGCAAAAAGAAGCGUCCCUGGAUAGGGAGCUAUCUGGUGACCGCUAUGAAUGUAUUGCGCGUUUGGAUGCCAGUCGAAGAGUCCGCAGCAGCACCUGGUCUUGAUAGGAAUGGUGAGCAGAAUGAAGGAAUCUCUGGUUCAAGAAACGUGGGUUCGUGGAGAUUUUUUGGACAGAGCAGAUUAGAGGAGGCCGGUGUAAACCUUUUAUCAAAGACAAGGGGUUGGACAGAUCAUGGCCAGGGCGCGAAUCAUGCACAACAACAAAGGCAAUCGAGCACAGGAGGUGAUACAUGUGCGCCAUUGUAUGAAGGUCCAAUGCCUCCAGAAGCAUCUGUAUCAACAUCGACAUCUUCGACUGUGCCAGUAGUAGCGAACCAAUGGUCUUUGGGAGCACAGACGACGCAGGAUGAGGGAAAUGAAAAGGAUUUGUCACCAUAUCAACGCAGAAGAUUCUUCAUGUCAAGUCAGCAUCGUCAAGAGACGAUGUUCUAUCCGGAUCUGAUGAUCGCGGGCGAUUUUUUCAACAACUUUACGGACUUCGAAACGCGGAAGGCGCGCAUGGUGGUGUCGAUUCGGAUGGACAGAAUAUUAGAGGACCAGCCGUUGCGAUUUGUAUGUAAGAGUCGAUCUCGUUCACGAAUUGAAGCGCAGAUAGAUGGCAAUGUGGAUGAAGAUGACGACGGUGAGGACGAUGUUGUUUUCUUUGUCGUCGUGUUGGAGUGGACUGCCGAUGUGCCAUGAUAUUAUACCGGGUUCUUGGUUCAUUUCCUCUAGAGGAAAUGCGGUUACCAUGCACAGCCUGAAACCCUUCAGACACCGCCACCGCCUUGCUCAUACCAUACUCAUUGUCCCCCCUGACUAGUUUUCCAGACGUAAAAUAGCAGCAAAGCCAACUAAACGAUAAAAAAGAGC
Gamsiella multidivaricata is the source of this 1391-nucleotide messenger RNA. RefSeq lists its product as uncharacterized. Lineage: Eukaryota; Fungi; Mortierellomycota; Mortierellomycetes; Mortierellales; Mortierellaceae. The transcript has 2 exons. The record is from RefSeq and is a predicted model, not a curated record. Bases 96 to 1220 code for a protein of 374 amino acids.